Xyrichtys novacula (pearly razorfish) is the source of this 38857-nucleotide messenger RNA. The record is from the annotation of a GenBank genome assembly. Lineage: Eukaryota; Metazoa; Chordata; Actinopteri; Labriformes; Labridae.
UUUUUUGACUGGAGACACUUUGGCAGGAGUGUAUGAACCGUUGGACAGUUUAGCAUGAGUAACGGUAGAAGGACCUAAUUAAAGCCGCGGUGAGACAUAUUAAUAGUCCAGGUCAGUUUGUAAUCCGGUGGAAGUAGCCGUUGGAGGACAGAAGCGGGUGUAGGCUGACCGGGCGGGUCUCUUCUCAGUUGCAGAAGGAAGGUGCAUAACUUCCCCCCUCCGCGCUCAAAGGUGGGUCAAACCGAACUCCCCUCUCGUUUGACGGCCACAGUGACGCUGAGCAGCCAACCCGGAAACUGCAGCAGCAGCAAAUCGCUUUUCUUCUCCUUUCAGCCCGUACCGCUGGCUCCUAGCGUGGUAUCCAGACGUCGACUCCACUGUUUCUCCACGAGCAUCAAGGUAAAAGAGAGAAAAUCUCCACUUUUGUCGCUUUUUAGUGUUUUCUCAAACUAACCGCCUUAACUUGCCCACCGGUUGCCAGUCAGUGUGACACGCUUGAGUGUUAAAUCUUGUUUCUAUGGGGCAAAUUAAUGAUGAAUCAUGAACGUGUGGGGUGGAUUCAAACCCACCUAUCGUGAAGUUUCUGUAAAAUACAUACAUCGAUAAGUAUUCGUGUUUUACAGCUUGAAACCUUGACGUUACCGUUAACUUCCCCUUUAUGGAGCAACGGUAGGUUUCUUAAGGUAGACGCUGGGCUCCUGCUAAAGCGAGAUUUCCUCCUUUAUUUGACCACAGGCAUUAAAUGUUACACGCCUGACCCAUAUAUGUUUAAUGCCAAGUUUUCAGGUGUGUUCAGCCUCGGAUAAACUAGAUACCCAGGUGAUCCAUGUAGUUUUAAACUAACCGUAUGUCUGGGAUUAGGAGUGCUGGUUUGAAGGCAGUAAAUGAUGCAUCAUUAAAGCUGCAUUAAAGGAAAUGCACACACCGGCAGCUGGAGCAUGCUUAGAGCUGAUCCUCGGUGCUUUUUCAUUCAAAACAAAGCACAAAGAGAGAUUUCCACACAAGUUUAUUGAAAAUGAGGUUUUAGUUCUUGUGAGGAAAUCAUUUAGAGAAUUUCCUCUGGUGAAAGUUGUAAUCCAUUUGUUCAAAAAUACUCCUGAAAUAGUUUCUGUUAAUUUGAUUCUGAUUAUGACUCAAUCUGGUUAUACUGGUAUGAUCCCAGCGAGAUUGAUGUUGAGGUUUGUCAAUAUGUAUACGCAUACUUGCUUUGAAUGAAAGUCUAUAUUUGAGUGUAUCAGACUUUAUGUACAGGGGCGUGUCCAGACUUUUUGAUGGGGUGAUCUAAUGGAGCACUGACUCGCACAGGGGUGGAAAAAAGUAGGCAUGCGCAUUCACACAUUGUAAACCAGUACUUAUUUUCCCUUUCUGCCACAUCACAUCUGCUUUUACUGUAAACAUAAUAUCACACUGAUGUAAAAAUCUGUAAAAGAAAAGAAAGUACUUUUAUAGAGUGCUACAAGAGGAUCAACAUUUAAGGACCUGUGUCUACCAGCAGAGUUUUUAAGUUUUGGCAGCACCUUUAUUAAAUAUAAAAUCAACACAGUAAUGUGGUCUCAACAUUCUCAGUUAUUUUUCAGCACAUUUAAAAUGCAAAAACACCCCCAAAGUUGGUUUUAUUUUCCUUUUCUUCACUUCCACAUCUGAAAAUAUUUUAGCUUUUGUAUCACUGCUAUGCUAAUCAAGGGCCCAUGUCCAUUAUCAACCUACCAAAGUCAAGAAGAGUCGCAAAUUCUGAUAUCAACAUGUCAACAAAUGGAAGCAAAGGUCCAUAAAGAGGCACCUACUCUUGACUUUUUGAUGGUACAAUUUCCAGUUAUACAUCUGUUGCUAAUCCAAAGCACUAUCUCUGUCAAUUCUUCCUAUGCUGUCCUAACAAAAUUCUAUCAAAUAGAAGAGAAGAUGAGGCAUGCAGAGAAUUUAGAUAUAUAUACUAAGUGGUUAUGAUUGGGGCUGCUGGAAGUGCAACAAACAAACAAAUAUUGUAACUUAGCAACAGCAAAGGUCUAUGUGCACUAAAAUAUUGUGGGCUGCCAGAGCAAAAACUGACAUCAGUGGACAAAGGCCCUAAAUAUGCCAAACUUAACUCUUUAAACACUCAAAACAAAUGCCACCCCUCUGGACAUUCCUCCUAUAUGAAUACUCUUAUCAAGCUUACUGUUAUGAAUAUACUUUAUCAAUCUGCAAAUUAUGUAUUGUAGUGUAUGACAUUGGAAUACUCAAAAUUUUACUCAAUUAAAGGUGCAUACCACAGUUACAUUUCAUCUCAGGCCCCUCAUCAUUUAAGAACAUCUUAGUGCAUGGGAUUUUUAAGGUUCCCUUUUCAUUUGCUGUCUGCAUAACACGGCUAUCGCAUGUCUGUGUGAUUUCCUCUCUGCCCAGUUUUCUGCGCAGGUCUGAGUGAAAGUGGAAGUGAAACAACCAGAAAGCCGGAUUUGAUGGUGAAUGCGUCUCUCUUGUGGUUGUGACACAACGUUUACUUUAAAUUAAGUCUCACACCACCUGCUUGUGCAGAUUUGGCAGAUUUGACCACACUAGGUUUAUUUGGGUAUUUAAGGUGUAAAUUAAGUCUCUGUUAGUAUUUUUCUUUUGGACAAUGGAAAAAGGGAGAUUUUAUCACUUGUCAGCCAGAGUUGAUAUACUUGGAUCCUCACCUCUCUUCUUGAAGGCGGGCUACACUUCUUUGUCCCAUCAAACCUGGAUUAACUGCACCCCAAGCAAAAUAGUCCCAGUCCUUUAUAGCAAACCCAGGUCUGCAGUGUGGAAUAACACGCCUGCAGGUUACUUGACUUGACCUCUUUUGCAAUUUGUCUUCCUCAUAUCUGCCUCUGUGCAUUCUGAAAGAAGGAAGUAUCACCUUUCACUCUAUGUAAAGACAUCUCCUUUGAUAGAUGGGCCCUCAUGUUUGCUCCUUAAUGUGUGCUGCUGCAGUGUAGAGGUGCAGGAGUAUAGGCUGGGAAACUGAUGACAAAUCUCUGACUUGUGCCAUGGUUGUACGACUUUGAGACGUGGUACAACUUGCCAUGCCAUGCCUCACGCUCUGGUGUGGACAGAUGGAAUAAAACAGUCGACUGAAUGACUUUUAGAAGGAUUUCUCUGGAAGUCUAGUGCGAGUUCUGAUUCAGUUUGUACAAAAGUUGCACAGUUACAAAGGUGGGAUGAAAAAGAAAAAAUCUGCGGGUUUGGAAAGUAACCUCUCAGAGUUUUUCUCAUGCCUCUGGCUUGUAAAACUACAGUGAAUUGAGAAUGCGGUUCAUUUGGCAGAGUGCGUUUUCUCGUAAAUUCAUUUCCACUGCAGGUAGAGGCAUGCAGGUGCAUUUUGGCAUGGCCUGUCUUUGAAAAUAAACAUGCAUUUGACACCUGAGUAACAUUUUCACACAAAGCAAACAUAAAAAGGAAGAUGUUUUUCAUUUUUUCCUCCAGCUUCUGCAUAUGACUUUUUUUUGGUCAUAGUCAAGUCAUAAUGUAAUCUUAGAAUGACACAGAUUCAGUAUCUUUCUAUAAGGGGUUCUGAAAUAAGAUUGAAUUUCAUGUCUGACAUCAUUGCAUUAUGCUUCUUAAACAACAGGCACAGAGAUUAUAAGAAUGUGAUUAAGAAGAGACUUUUUUUUUUCAUUUCCAAGAUGAUGAAUUCAAAGCUUCAGUCACCAGUCCCUCAUGUUGACUGAUUUGAGGCCACUGAACCCGGUAACCCUGAAAAAGCCCAUAUGAGAGGGUUCUUCACAUACUUUCCCCAGCAAAUGUGCUGCUUGGGUUGGACAGCUGUAGAAACUGCAGCCCGGUGAUAGACGAGUGUAGAGUGAGUGUAGUGGUUGUUAUUUUAAUUAUUCAUCGUUUUUCCAGGAGUCCUUCGAGGACCUUUAGGGCUGAGCUACAUCGACUUUUCUCAUGUCACCGGCUGACAAAUGGAGCCACAUUUGACAUUAAAAUGAUGGAUUUUGGUUACUUUUCCAAGCCUUUUUUUUUCACUACUUUAUUUGUGUAAAUAGUUACUUAGUUGUGUGAAAAAGUAGUGAUGAAAAAUGACUUCUUUUUAGGCUGUAACCUUGAUUGGAAAGUUUCUUUUGAAUAAAUUGUUGAGUCAUCCGGUAUGUCACAAAGUCACCAUGGAGUCCAGACGCCUCAGUGCAACCCACUCCCUUAAACACACCCAGUGUCAGCGAACGGCUGGCCUCAGGUUGGGUUACUGCAGUUAUUCUCGGUAUGAGGGAUCACCAAAGCAAUCCAGUCAUACCGAUCAUCCUGUGCGCCAUUUUUUAACAUGAUCGGUUAAAGCAGCAUUGUGUUGGGUUUUCAUGACAAUGACAGAUCACUGUGCUGCUACAAAGACUUUCAUAUACCGGCUGCUUGUUACCCUCUUCUUAAAACUGAGAAUAGUUUUAGUCAGAUGCAUGGUUGACCCAUUUAAGCUUCCUAAGCAUUGCUUUAAAUUUUUGUCACCCUAUAUCUUGCACGUUGGUUGUUUUUGUGGUUUCUAGCGAGUGGGUGGACUCAAUUACUCUUGUGGGUUCUUGUGGUAUGAAAUACACUCCAUAGAAGCUUGAGAGAAUGGCGACCAACAUCAUGCCAACAAUCCAACAUCUUUACUACUGUUUACAGAGCUGUUUGCAUUUUAACCUACUUUUAAAUUUGAUCAGAACAACUGAGGAGGAGAAAGAAAGCUCCUGUCUUAGGGCUGCACGAUAAAAAAAAAAAAACAUUGCAAUGUUUUUAAACCCUGCGAUAUAAAUUGCGAUAUUAAAAAAUGCAGGAAUUUUCACCAGAUGACCUGGAUUGAACUUUAUGUUGAAAUCCUGAUGACAGUUAACCUGCACUGAUCUUACCUCUUUUUGUGAAUGUUAGUAGAAUGGCUUCUGUCUUUCUUAGAGAUCUUUUUAGCUUUUAUUGUGCUGGGACGUUAUUGUGGCGACAGAUGAACACAGAACAUGUUUUGGUCGACAUCAUCCUUCUUGUAACUGAAAUAAUUCCAGAUAACUGACGUUGCUUUUCUGUUUAGCUACAAGUCUUCGUUUUUGUUGGUUUUCUCUUGUUUGUUGCUCAUUUUGCAAUCGUUGUUGUUGUUACCGCAGAGAAUUGCAUGCACCUCACGGAAAUGCGCACCGCUUAUAGUAGAGCGGACCAUGAAAAUGUACAAUUUAAAACCUGUUCAAUUCUUAUUUGUUGGGCUAAACAGUGGUGAGUAAUGUUCCCAAAGUAAUUCUCGGCUGGCAUCCGUUUCUCGGCACAGCACCGGCAGCGCAAGCAACACACUCCAUGUGCAGGGGCGUGGUUUCCUCCUCUCUGAUUUUGAUUGACAGCUGGCAGGGCAGUCUGAUUGGCAACUGAGUAAAGAACGAAUGUGAUUUGUGGAUCGCUGCACAGCACAUGCAAAGUAUCUCAGUCAGCUACACUUGAAAAUAGAUGAGUUAAUUCGCGUCCGACAUAGCAGGCUCUGCAGUGUGACUAUCUUGUACACGUUUAUCGCCAUGACGAUGCUCAAACGAUAUAUCGUAAAAUAUGGCCCUCCUGAUGAAAACAAAAAGCUUUAUUUUCUAUAACUACAUUUGUGCCAAAUAAGCUGAGAGUGGCUAAUAGCUAGCUUUUGGAGUCAGAAAACAUCAGAAAAUCUCAGACUUUGGUGUUGUGUUUAUCGUGAAGAUUGUAAGAUAUUUAGCUGUUAAAUAAUUUCCAAGCUGUCAUAAGGUUGGACCAAUGAGCUGAUGGUUAAAACACAUCACUUUUGAAGAUAUUCAACACAUUGUCCUUGUUGUAUUUUUAGGAGUUUUCGAACACACCAAGUCCAGAAUCAACUUCAGCACUUGUAGCAGUUAGUAGGCACUUGAAUGCAGUAAUAUUGAUAUUUUUUAUUUAUGUAUUAUUCAUACUGCAGGCAGCAGGCCAGGUCAGGUGCUGCAGAGCAGAGCCGUAUUGAUCCCUCUCUAUAGCUUACUGCUGUUUGUUCAGAUAUUUGGAUUAACUUCCUCGGAGCGUUUCAGCGCGCUCAGCAUUCCCCUCUAACUCCAUUAUCAUGACACGGCUUAAUCCUGCCGAGUCGGGGACUUCGGCAUCAUUUAAUCUCAACAACACUUUCUCCUGUUGUCGUGAAGAUUAUAGUUUAAUAGACUCUGCGUUUACUAUCACACUAGCUUUAUAAACGUAAUCAUUUGGCUGUAUAGACAAAGGAGAAGUUUGCAUGGACUUUUCAGCGCUAAUCUUGUUUGCAUGCUGGUUACACACUCUAUUGCAUGUCUGCUCUUGUCCAUAAGCUGAUCAUGGUUACAAUGAUGACACACUUGAGUCAUUCAGGAGAGGCUGACUGUGCCCCCCUUUGAGUCAGCCUGUUUCUGAACACUGUAUGAGGAGAGGUGAGAUAUGCCAAGCUGUUCCUUCUUUAUCUCUCCGGUCGGUGGAUUCAGGAGCAUGAGGUGCUGAGCUGUCUUGUUCACAGGUUUUUUAAUAGUUUGUAGAUUAACACAUGCUGGCUGUUUGUGAAGGUCCCCCCUAACUGUGCUGAAUUUCAGCCUUCAGGGGCGGCUGGUGAUGUACUUUCGAUGUGCUUCUCUAAUGUGAGUGAGUCAGAACGUGUGCCAGUUUCUGAUCUGCAGCUCAGGCUGUGCUGUUCGGCUCCAGCAUUCCUCUCAACUUUCUCACAUCCGUCCUGUGAUGUUGGCUUAUCUAAAGACCUGAGCGUGCACUUAAUAUGAGAGAGAGCACAAAUGCAUAUCUCCUUUUUUUUUUUUCAAUGCAGGCACUCCAUCAAAAGACAUCACAACUGCUGCUCUCAUUCAAUUCUCUCUGUUUGCAGCAGCAUCAUCUGAGCAAAUGUGGAAAGAAGGAAAGUGGACUUUGCAUAGAACCUUUCAACACAAGGUUAUAAAUAACGUGGCAUAUUCAAAAGGGAAAGAAAGCUGUCACUUUGUGUGGCCCUGCCCCCACACCUUUCACACAAACACAGAGAAAAGCCCUCCAGGCUAAGAUUUGAGAAAAAUCUUAAGAGGACACAGUAAUAAUCAGGAUCCGUGUGGGAUUUUCUCAUUUUAAAGCAGCUGGGGUGUUUUUGUAUCACAACCAAUAAUGGUCAAAUCAUCCUCGUAUCCUGUCUGUUGAGGCAGAGAUGAUUUUAGUACAGUAUGUGAAGUCAGGCAUGAGACCCUCAUGUGUGCGCCUACAUGUCAGCAGACACACAGAGCAGGGGGAGUCACCACAGAUGGCAGAGCAGCAUGCAAGAAAUUCAGUUUUUUGCAUGAAACUGUUGCUGUGCUGCCCCCGCACCAAUCCUUCUGCUUCCAUGAUGUUAAACCUGUUAAAUAUACCGUCCUACUGCAUACCCCUAUACAGCCUGUGCGUGUAUUGAAUCAUGCUUUAAUUUAGAAAAUGUGAAAAAUGUAGGCCACAUAAUCAGCAGCUCAUUUGCAUUUUGAUCAUGCAGAGGAAAUCACUCAAAUAAUGCUGUCCUCCUUUUUAGGCUUCGCAGUGAGAUGCUUCCUGUCACCAAAGGAUGAUUUCUGCAGACUUUGAGAGUUCCCUUACUAAACAUGUAGACUUAGUCCCACCCAAAUUGGGCUGAAACCAUUCUUUGAAUAAAUUGAGGAACUUGAUUGCCGUCAUCAUUGGUUUACAUAGUACAUAACUGUACAACUCACUGUGUUAUGCGAUGAGCUUGAAAUUCCCAUGAUAACCAAAUCAGACAGAAACUCAAAAUAGCUGAACAUGUCUAACCAGCUAUACAACACUAAAACACUGACCCAACAACUUAAAACGUAAUCAUAAUCAUGGACUAUAAAGCAGCUUUUCUGCAUCAACACAAGUGUUUUCAUAGUUUUUAAAAUUUUACCUCUUCCUAAAGGACAAUCAGAGAUCCUCCUGUCACUCAACGUUUCGUUCAUUUCACUAGAUUUCAUGUUGAUCAAUCUGUGGGAGACUGAAAUGCUGACUGUUGCUGCGCUCGUGGUGUUGAUUCAAUUCGUGAAUCACCAUCCUGCCAGUACGAGAGUCGCCUUUUUACAUUUAGCCACUUUUUUUGUCUGUUUUUUAAAAGUAAACCGAUGAGUUUUUCUUGCUAAUUUUGUUGAGCAACUUGACGUCCCAUUCAGCUACGUCAGGCUACGUCCAUCAUGGCUUGAUCAGGAGAUUUAGCGGGACUAAUGUCCUUGUCCCUGUUUCCAAGCACCGAGUGAAUAAGAAUGUGAGCUGCAAACCUCCUACAGUUCUUAAUUUUCAAAAAGCAUCAGUCAGUAAACAGAUAAUGGAUGUAAUAUUAUUUUAGAGGUGAAGGUAUGAGGACAUUUGGAUGUUGUCUGUCACAAAAGCUUAUUAAAUGCACUUAAUAAUACUAGAAUUAUUUUAGUUAUUUGAUACAAAACUGCAUACUGUAAGUGGUAGAUAAGCUAUAGGAGCUCAUGAGCUGCAGUUUACAGAUUAGGAUGAAUUAACCUCAUGAUAUUUAUUCUUGCUAAAUGCAGUUUUUCUGAGGUGUAAUUCCAAGUUAAUAAUAAAAACAAGUGAAACUAAUGUUUGAGUCAUAUUUGUUGUGAACUGUUGAUACCUUAUAUUUGAUGCAUGUGCGUGACAGUCUGACAAACCCCCGUAUGGAUCCUAUCGAUUAGAUCAGCGGUCUGCUGUACAGUCACAUUCAGCACAUGCUUUGCAGACGCACAGUUUACAGCUGGCCCACACAUGUUGACCCACAUUAAUUAAACCUUUUAUGUAAUGCCGGCAAUUAAAACAAAUGAAAAAAUACACCUAAACUGUUGUGUAAUCACUGAUACAAAUUGAAGAUGUGAGAACACGGAUAAAGUAAUGUGAAUUCACGAAUAUUGACUUCUCAACACGUUGUUUUGAAGACCUCUCUCAGGUUUUAGGAUAAAGAGUGAAUAGAAACAUGAAACGCUCAGCCCCCCACGGUGGCGCUGGUUAAGUGGGCUGCAGUUUUCCAAUUGAUUUAAUGGUUGCUCGAAGGCAAUGCACACAAACACAGAGUGGCCUUCUGAAUGAUCUCAUCAUGUGGGUCUUUUCCCACAGUGCCUCUGAGGUGAAUGACUCCAUCCUUUUGAUGUAGUGUACACAACAAACUGUCAUAGAAGUAGUAUGAAGAGAGCAGUGUUGAGCUGUAGUCUAUCAAAAAUACCGUCAAGUCGCCUCACUGUGAAAGUGUCUUGCAGCAGCUGGGUCAGUCAGCAAAUGACACCUACAACCAGAAGACAUGCUUUUUGCUUAUGUCAGAGUUUACUUGCACCGCAGCGUCCACAGUCUACAGUUUCUCUUUUCCUUCCAAGACUAACACCCUGCUUUACUUUGCAUACUGUCGGUCUGACUGUGACCCUUUUAACCUCAUGUGCUCAUUCAAGGGAUGAUCUGACCGUAUGUCGUGGCCCCCAGCUGUAGGCAUGAUGCACAGCUGACUCUCAUGAUGCUCCUCCACAGAUGUCUCCCACAGUGUCCCCUGUGACUUGUAAGCAUAAUUGAAUUACAAACAAGUCAUGGUCUCCGUUGCAACAUGGGAUUAAAAAAAAAAGCUUCAUUUUUCUCCUUUUUAUUCCUGACUUUGUUGUUUUUUUACGACCUCUCAUUUCAUCUUGUUUGCAUCCUUGACUGUCUCUCUUUUUUUUUUUUCCACAGCUUUUACCGGCUUUGUGGGUUUUUGAAGUUUCAGGGUUUGAAGUCUGAUCACACUCAUGCAUGACCAACACAGCCACUAUUUCCGUGCAUUUGUAUGCAGGGCUGGCAAAGAGAGAAGUGCCGUGGUCCUAAUGGUCUCACAGUCUACUGAGCUUUUACUUUCAGUCAGGACUUGUGGCUUUCAAACCUCCAAACUUACUUAGAAAUGACUCAUGUAUCAUUCUUUUAUUUCCUUAUAAAUUUAUGUUAUUUAAAUCAAGAAUUAUAGGCUCGGUUGCCUUUUUUCUCGAGAUGUGAGGCCUCAGCUGAAUGAAAAAAGUGCAUUGUGUUGCAGAGCUCUUACAGGAGGAAGCAGGGAGCCUUGUAGAAACCUGAAGUGAAUCAGAGGAAGUGUUACACAAUAGGAAGUGGUAUGUUUUUUCAGUGUGCGUCUAUUUGUUCCAUAUUUUCCUUAAAAAAAAACUGCAAUUAGCUCAUAUCUCACAAGGACAGUUUGACGUGGGGACAGCCCUUGUAUUGCAUUACACCCAUACUAUCAGUAACCUCUAUGGCAGUGUUCCCCUAUUGGUGUGAUUAAGUGUGCUAUCUCUAACCUGAAACAAGAUAGUAUUGUUCUCACUGCCUGUUGCAUCAAGUAGUAUGUGCAGUGUUCAUCGAGUAUAUUGUCCAAGAGUGAACUGCAUAAUAGACCGUGGGUUUCCAAUGUUUGUGAAUUUCUACAAGGUCUGAUUUAAUUAAAAACUAUAAGUCACAUUGUUGAGCGUUUGUUGAGUUACAUGUGAUGUUUUGUUUCCUGUUUUCCAGAGGCUGACCUCUGCUGGAGGACUGUGACGUGAGGCCACCUUCCAGGCCGGGCCUCCCUGCUCCUGACUGUCAGUGCAGCUCCACUGCUGCUGGUAAGUCCCACUGACACAGGUCGUAUGUGUGAGUCUGCAAAGUAUUUGUCUCAGGCUUCAUUAACUUCUUAAACUAUUGAACAAUCUUCAGAAUAUUUUCUCAGUUAGGGAAAGAGGUUUCCUGGCAUGCUCAAACAAUAGUAAACAAUGGCGAAAAACUCUACAGAUCUUUGAUUUACUACAACACAAGACAAAAAAGCAGCAAGUCCAUAUAACUACACUAUGGCAAGAACAGUAGUCUAUUUAAUCCGCCUAAUGGAGUUUUGGCUGUGCAUACUGAUUUUUGAUGCAACAACUCUUUCAAGCAAACAAGCAUUUUGAUUAACAGGAAGAGAAAAUUAUGUUUUAAAUUUUACAGGGUAAGAGAUUAAAGGUAAUACUUUGUCCACAGAGGGGCGCUGUAACCUGCACAGAUAAAAAGUUCCUCACAGGACCUUUAAACAGUAACUGCAGUCUGAUUAGUAUGAUUCAGAGGUUCAUGGUCCUUGGAGGAUAAAUCCCUCACACACAGGUGCUCUGUCAAUCUACACAGACACCAGCAGGCUAAAGUGUUAACAGGUUGACAGCCGUUGAGUUCGCAUGAAACUUGGUGUAGACAGUUGCUCUCUCUGGAGCUUUCACACUUUCUACUGCAAACUUCAUCUGCUGGAGUCUAUUUUAAGUCUGUGUCAGUAGAAAUUUCUCUCUUUAUCGCUGACGUUGGAUGUGUUGGAUUAUUUCUGAAAGUUUAAUUAUUUUUUUACAAGAAGAAUUUACACUGCCAUGACUGGAACGGAUUCAAUUCAAGAGAAAACAGGAAAAAUAAAUACUAAUAACUUUAUUCUUCAUGUAAAGACAUUCAUUCCAUUCCCCUCUUCAAGUGAAUGUCCACGAUGUCCAUCAAUGCAAAGAUUGUACGCCAGACCUUUUUUUUUUUUACUCUAAAUUUUCAUUCUCUCCUCCAGAUAACCAUCUGCGUAUCUGCUGCUAUUUGUUUACCCGUCUAUUUAUAUCCGUCCAAAGACUAAAUUCAUAUCUGAUCCUCAUUUGAAUGGGCCGCAGCGCUUGAAUUACGGGCUGCUCAGAAUAACGAGGCAAAAUACUCGAUGUCAAAGCUUGUUUGUGAGCCCAGAUUUCUCCCAUUGUUUUAAAGCAAUGUGGGUCACACUGCGUGCUGAAGGGCUCUGAAUGAAAAGAGACAUUCCUCUAAAUGGCAGUUGAGUCAGUUACCUUGCUUUCUUUCCAUUCGUGGUAUUUCCAUGUCAAUGUGGGCUCAGAAUAAGUAGGAGGAAGCAUCAUACAGCACUCGUCUUGGUAAUAUGUUAUUUAUACACAUGUUAAACAGACAUGUAUAUGAUUGGUAUUCUGCUUAGAAAAUGUAAAAUGCAGAUUUUUCCAGACUUGAAAUAGACACGUCACAUUUUUUUGGGAGAAAAAUAUGUAUCUAGGGCACUUUAGGCUUAAGUUUGCAUGUCGUGUUACAUGACUCUUUGGGGAUGUUAGGCCUCAGGUGGAGCUGAAUCAAACUGUGCCAGAACUGUCCCCUCUGCUCUCCUUUCAUUCUGAAUCUAACAACAGAAAAAGAAUGAAGGGGGCACUGCUGCAUUCACUGGUAAAAAAAAAAAACCUUGAAGUUUUAUUGACACUUCUUACCCCUAAAACUCUUGCCGUGCUAUUCACCCUCCAGGUUGAUGGAUGUUAGAGGAUCAAACUCUCUAAAGUGAACUCCUGCACCCAUCAGCUGGAUUUAUUUCAUCUAAGAGUGAUCAAAGCUCCACUUUUACAGCUGCUCUGGAGUUUGGUUGCACCGAUACAGCAGACAUGUCAUUAUGCAAGACCUCCUGUGGUGCACCUUUGGCUAUUAUAGUCUUAACGUGCCGUGCUGUGGGUGUAUGUGUAAUGCUGGCUAAGGAAAUGAAAUGCAUCGCGGGCCAUAAAAAGCAGUUGAGUAAUGCAGGUGCUCCCAGCUUCCUGCCCCCAUGUAGCUUGAAGGCAGUGGUCUUUAUGUAACCACAGGGCGCAGGGUCACAGCCUGCCGACUGCUCACAUGACACACUUUAACACGGGCCUCACCACCGCUUGAUUAAACACAUUAUUUGUUGGUUACUUAGCAGGGAGUAGUGGUAUUACACGUCAUUUAAGGCCAGUGUCGUUUAGCAGAGUGAACUUUUAAUGCAUUUUCACCAAGGAGCAUCAACAGCUGUAGCUAAUGCAGUUUGUAGAGUUUGUAAAGAUACUAAACUUACAAAUCAGCGAAUCAGAGGCGUGCCAGAAGUAGACAGAAGCCCACCUUAAGUAGGUUGAGGUUGAGUCAGAAUUUCCAAUAUGGUUACUGCCUCUAAUAGGCUUCAAAAUCAACUCUAGUAACAAAUGGAUGACUACGUCCAGGAAUUAUCCAGUCCCUAGUUUUUACUCCUUUCCUGCUUCCUCCUCGACAAAGGGAACUAUUUUUUCUCUCCUAAGUUGCCUUUCCUCUCUUUUUCCUUCUACACCUCCCAUCAUUUCCCCCUCUGCUUGUACCUCUGCCCAUCCCUGUGUAUUUUCUCCAUGUCUCCUUGGAGAUUGUUACCAUGACACACAGCCAUCAUCCCAUUGGCUGAGCUCUGGUGCUGGAAUGCCGCACCGUUUUGACAGCUAAGCCUCAGGUGGUUCAGAUAUAGGAUCACUAAGUCAGUGUAUCCUUGUGAGGGACCUGCAGUUCGUGUGUGUGUGUGUGUGUGUCUCUGUGUGUAGGCUAAUGUCAAGCUGCUGUGGCUGCCCUCGUAAGACACAAAUCCAUUGACUGAAAUAACUCUGAAUGAAUGGCGUGCUAUUUUAGCUGGGACGCGGUACACAAGCCUGUGGCUGUACAGAGGAGGAGGGGCGGCAGACGUGUUGCAUUAUAAAUGGAGAAAAGAGACGAGUUAAUACAGCGCGCAGAGUUUUGUGUGAGAAUAUUCAGGAUGGAUUAGCCUUGCUAAGCCACGGGGGAGGUGUGCUACAGUAGCCCGAGGUGAGGCUUUUCUUGGCUCCACUGUUGCCAUGAGCAUGUCUGGGCCAACACUGCCCCCAGCUGGUGAAUCCUGGUAGUGCAACACUUGUGUCGAUGAUGGAUGGUGCUCAGAGAAAUGUGUUCUUGCAAAAGUUUACCCUAAAGAGUAAAGCUUUAAACUUUUUGAUGCCGGCGUAAUUUUUUUGCUGUUUUAGAUUAGAAAACACGUCAGGCUUUGAAAUGCAGAAAACAAGUAAAUGCUCCUUUACUCCCUUAACUCUUGAGAGAGCAUGCUUAAAAUUUAACAGAGAAGUGCUUCUUUACUUGUUAGUAUCAGUUGCUCCACACUUGACUCAGCAGAUGGAAGCCGCUCUGACCCCACCCACGGAGCAGGUCAUCUGAGAUGAUACGUCUGAGUGGGUGUAAUAUGUAGAGUGGCUUGUUAUGUCAGCUAAAAGCUUCCAGCUUCUCCUCCCUCAUCUAUUAUUGAUGCCGCUGGAGGGGCUGACACUGUGUUACUUCCUGCCCCGGUUCCCUCGAGGGAGAACCGUCCGGCUGCUGUCAUUCCUCAGCAGACGUUAGAGAGCCUCACCGUCUGACAGAUUACGAUGAAAAGUGGCAUUUACGUUAGGUCUGCAGAAGUGUCAUUUUGAUAAUGUUUGGCACACAGAAGCUUGUAGUCUGAAGUUUCUGCUUGUCAACACUGGAUGGCGCUCCAAUAUCAUGCAUCAGUUGUGCAUCACAUUUAAGGACGCUUGAGUUGGAAAUCGUUUUUUUUUUUUUUUUCUCGUGAAAAUUUCUGCAGAAAGGAAUCUCAUAUAUGCAGAAAUUUUUAAAAAGUUACAGUAAAAGUGAUAAUUUCUUACUGCAGUUCCAAGUUUAAGCAAUCCCAAAUGAAGAAAGCUUAGGGAGUGGUCUUCCAUCCACUGUCAACGCAUCCUCCAGAUGGCGCUCCUCUCUCACUGAAUGAAAUUGCCGCCUGGUGCUCCUCAAUCUGAUGCCCAUCAUCCAUCCAAAACCUCCUCUGUGCCCCACCCAAAAUCCUGUUAGGGUUACACUCUGCAGAAAAAAACAUACAAAAUGAUCCUUCGUCUACUUCUGACUAAAACUCAGCUUUCACUUUGAAUCAGGAUGCACUUGUGAUAAGAUGUGUUGUCCCUAAAUAUUUAGGAGUGCAGACAGAGUGAGAUUCUAGGGUGCAGCGAGUGACGCCGGUGAGUCACAGUCAGAAGGUCAGCCGAGUAACGAUGGUUUGGGGCUGUUUUCUUGGCAGAAGAAAGGCAGAUCUUUACUUUUCAUGGGGUUUAGGAGACAGCUGCCCCCUCAGGGAGCGGCUGCUUGCUUAGACUGAUGACAAUGAGUCAAUAUGCCCCCCUCUUAAUGAUUUCCUAACACAUCCAAGGAAGAAGUCAGAGGACUCUCAAGGGCAGGGUGGGGAGGGCUGGCUUUACACUGAGGAAGAUGUUCAGCGGGUGGGUGAAAGAUUCAAAGAGUUUAUAGAAACUGCUUUUUACAACUCUUUUGAUAAAUCUGACACCAAUUUCUCGAUCUUUUAUUUUCUGAAUGUUUAGCAGCAUCUUUCCCUGAAAUGAUCAAACGGACUCCUGAGGAAGUCUGCUUAAAUGGAUUGAUGUGAUGUUGCCAUGUUUUCCAGGCUGUCAGCGUCCCUCUGCGUGUUUUUGACGCUCUAAAGUGUCAUAUUGGUGUGACUGAAGAGCAGCGCUAAGAGCCUCUUCACACAGCUCCAUUUCAACCGAAGCCAGCGUUUUAGCUGACUCUUGUGUACGUGCCUGUUGCCAUGGUUUCCAACUUUCAUCAGGUGCUGUCCAAAGAGAGGGGCUCAACCGGGGUUGAGUCGCUCCCGCUUUCAUCAUCCUCUGAUCUGCCUCUGGACGAACCGCCGGUUUUUCAUGUGUUCAUUUCCAUUCAUGCUGACUGUGUUCAUCUGGUGAUUUAAAGCGGGGAGUCAUUAAUAAGGGUCUUUUUUUUUGAGGGGGGGGAAUAUUUUUAGCUGCAUGUGUGGUUGCAGGAGAGAGAUUUGACAGCUGAGGCUGGAUGUCACCCUGAGUAUCACCCUCAGUUGUAGUAAUUCAGUUUUUCUGCGAGGCUUGUUUUGAUUUGCCAGAAUCUGGGUGAGGGGGGCAUUAUCUGAUGUUUACGGGGGGUGCAACAAUACAGAGGCGUGGCCACGAGGUAAUGGAGUUCACCCCCGUAAACAAACAAAUAGUACCCCCACCCCCCACCCUUUUUUUUUCUACCUCAUUGCCAUGUGCCCCAUAAGCCAUAUUUAGUCAGCUGGGUAGGGUUGACAGGACGUGUUUCAGGGGUGAGGAGAAGUCCAGCGGGGGGGAGGAAGCGAGGGGGGCACAUGCCAGCCCCAUUCGGGAAGUGCUCCCCCAUUUUCUGCCUGUCGAAUCGGGCCAGUGUCAGCGAGCUCCGGCGGGUCCAGGUCUGGCCGAGUGGGCUAAUGCGAUGUGGCGUGUCACCCGGGAAAUCUAGGUCAAGUUUAAAGCUGCCGAGCUCUGCCCGCCUCUGCUGCAGUGUGACGCUCUACAAUCCCUCCCCUUCCACACACGCAAUAUCGCCAACACGCAUCCUCACAGAAAUCAGUGUUUUUGACUCAAAAUCAUGCAGGGAUAAAACUCAAAGAUGCAUUUUUCACUCUUUGGACCUCCAUAUCCUCAGAUAUAAACAUGCACAUACACUGCCGCCCCUCCCCACCCCCAUCCUCCACACCCCAGGCGAGCUCUCAGCCUCUCCACGGCAGAGCCCACGUGACGCUGCGCCCCCAUUUAGGGAGGGAAAAGGGGAGGGGAGGGCGUUGUUUUUCUUCCAUAGUAAAGCAGCAGGGGCACGUGGCUCCUCACGCUGCAGCCCGAGUAGUGGAAUGUCAGCACUAUCCACUCCCGUACAUUAGCCAGCCAUCAGCCCCCCGGAGCUGUUUUUUUGUGGGACGUUGCCGCAAUGCCGGGUUUCAGCUGUGCCCUGCUUCUGUGGGUGCUUUUAUUAAAAGGAGGAGAGGAUGAAAGCAGGGAGACGGUGGAAGGCAGUGCCAUGCAGAGGUCAGGCUGCUGCAUGGGCGUGGCACAGUUUUGGUGUCGUUUCCAAAAUAAGCUUCAAGCUCUCUGCAAUUUGCAAAUCAUUAAAACGUCCAAUUUUUGUUGCAUAAAUCAAACAUGUCACAUUUUAUUACAAUAUUUCUAGUUGUAGCAAAGUGGCAAAAACCACAAUUAAAUUUUUCUGCAAUAAUAAAUGAUUUUAAACUCAUUUUCAUUAGUAUAUGAACACUUUUGCUUCAUUUUUUAAUGUAAAAAUUGAUUAAAAUAAUGAGAAUUUGCUGAUCUACACAAAAAAAAUAAUCACAUUAAAUCUCUAAAUGCUCAGUAGUGGAAUUAAAUAUUUCUCCAUCGUCUCCAGUUGACUUCACUCCUCGGCUAAUCCGCUGUUUUUGGCGCAUUACCUCAUCUGUAUUAAUAUAUUCAUGUGCUUUCAAGCCCUACUACUACUGUACUCACUCCUCACCCAGAGCUGGCCUCUGAUUGGCUGCUGCAAUGUUUUCAAUGGCACCAAAUUUUUUUUGCCUCCAUGGAUACAGUGAGCUGUUGGGUAGAUCCGCUCAGCCAAUAGGAGAGCUGCGCGGGCUCCUGCUUGUCAGAUUCUGCCCCUGGCCUUAGAAGCAGCCCUCCCUCCCUCGCUGCGAGCACGCGAUGGCUCAGUGGGGGGGUUCAAAACAACAACAAGGCUGUCGUCGGGCUCUCCGAGCUGCCCGGGACAUGCCAGAGCUACUGGGUGCUGCUGCAGCCACCGAGGGAGGGGGGGAGAUUUCAGCUCCUGAAUCUCUGUCUGAUACAGUAUCUGUGUACUCACAGCCAGCUCACAUCCGCUCACUCUGACUCUGCUAUCAUGAAGCAGCCAGUCACUCUUAGUAACACACAUUGUUUCAUCUUUAGAGGGAGGUUCAAGUCGCCGUAAGCUGCAAAGUGAAAGCUGGUUUAUUAGCUGGUUUUCAUGCAAUCUAAAAGUGAUUCUUAGUGUGAGAUUAAGAUUUAAAAAGCUGUAAAUUAUACAAAUUUAAUCAGCUCUUUUCUAGUACACUUGAAGAUGCUCAGCUGGACUUUGAAAUGCAGCCACACAAAUCCCCGUCCUUAAAAUGACCUCGUUUUAAGCAGCCCAAGGGAGCGGCGCCGGGCCUGCGAUGCUGCCAGCGCCCGCGUUCGCAGCGCCGAGAGCCCCUGCAGCUCUGCCAGCCACGCUCAGUCAGUCUGCAAGCGUCUGAGAGGUGGCAGCAGAGGACCGGAGGAGGCCCGCCGGUGACGGGCAGUGCCCACAUCAUCCAGCAGGGCGAGGGCGGUGACAGCUCUCGUCCUCUCCGAGGCUGGAUCAGGUGGUGCUUUCUGACAGCCAGCGAGGUGCCGGUGCUGGCACAGUCAGACAUUCAGGUCACAUUAGAGAAGGGGAAGAAGAUGAGGCUGGACAGGGCAGGUGGGUCUUUGCAGGUGGUCAAUGGGUCCAGUGAAGGACAGUUGUGCUGAUCAUAAAGUCAUGAAAUACAUCAAAAUUUAAAGAAACUAAAUCUACGACAUAAAGUCAUCUUUUGUAAAGUCAACAUCGGUACUGUUUUCCAUCAAAGAAUACUCAAUUCUGCUCUUCGUCAUCUGAUAAAUAAAGAAGUUUUACAGAAACAGUCAGUCUUUAAAAAUAUGUUUUCCUGAGGGGUUGGGGUAGUUUGUGUUUGUCUCACCCAACGUGUAAAGCUUAGUCAGCUGCCUUUCAAAGCUUUUCUAGCUGACCUUUUGGCAUGCAUCAUCUUUGUACUUUAGAUUAUUUUUGGGAGCAGUGCUGAAAUAUAAAGUCCAGGAUCCACUGGAAAACAUUGUUAAACCUGUGUGGUUGCAAGCUGAUGAGGGCUAAAUUAGAGGUAACUCUAAAUUAACUUUGCUUUGCUUAUACUCUGCCUUCAUCUUGUCUCACUUCGACAAGUUCUUUAGCAGCUUACAGAUAUGGUUCAAACAAUGCAAUACCACCAGGAACUGUGGGGGGCAGUGUCGAGCAGCAAGAGCUUAAGCCAAACCAGUAAAUCUGCAAUUGCCUCAACAAUUGCCUCAAUCUUAACAGAAACAUGACCAAUACCUCCUCUACCGUCACCGCAAUUUUUAGUCUAAAAAUAUUUGAAUCUUCUCUUUUAGCAGGUGUAAUUUUUGACUCAGUGGCGCCCUCAUGUGGUUGCUUAAAUGAACAUUCAGAGAGGAUUUAUGGGAGUAUGUAAGAAGCACGAAUUAGCCUGAAGCUGUAAAUGGAAAAACAAAGUAGAGUGCUCAUCAAAUAAAUUAUUGAAAAUCAAAGACUGUAUAAACACAGAUGUCGUCUCAGCAAUGUCAGCUAUUCAUUUCUAAAAGGCGAAGAGAUGCUAACAUCCACCAGCGUACAAUCUAUAAACCAGCAAAAAGCUGGAGUUGAAGCCUCCUGGUGAGUGGCUACAAUUUCCCACCUCCAAGUCAAACCAGUUAAGCCUUGAAUUAUUCAUAACUCAUUUCAAUUACACAUAAAAACUCAAGAACUUAUGUAAAAUGCCUCACAAGGUGCAGUUUGGGCUUUUUAGAGUCUGCCUCUUGUGGACACUUGAGGAGCUGCUGUUUUUUUUUCGGCAUCCUUUUCGACAACAAAGAUUACGGUUUAUUUAAAACAUAUUUAGAUUGUUUUCAUGUUCAAAACAGGGAAGCAGGAUCAUCUUUUUCUGAGCAUUUUAAAAUUUCACUCCAGAAUAUAAUAACCUUUUAAGAUGUCAAUUGUGAUCUAUUUUCUAGUUUUGUAAUGUCUCAAUAACAACCCCGAACCUUAAGAAAUGUGUUUACUGUCGCAGAAGACGAAGAAAAACGGCAAAUAUUCACAUUUGAGGAGCUGACAACAGAGGAUUUUCUUCUUCUUUUGUGCCUUGAAAAGAACAUUUUUGUUCUUUCAGAGUCUCUUCAGUGUGUUGUGAGACGGAGCAGACCUGAGGAAGCAUUAACAUGUCAAAGGCGUAGCUUUCUGCUCUGACUCUCAGGUAGUCUAUAAAUAGUCCGUGUCUGCAGAGUACCUGGUAACAGCCAUGUCAAAUAUGCUUAUUCAUCACUCCUGUUUUCUCUUUUCAAGUGAGGACAUGACCCACUGUUACACUUUCAAGACGCAAGAAUUCAUGUCUCUCAAGCUCACCCCACUGACCGCUCCCUCUGUGUUGCAUCUCUUGCAUUUUAAAAGUGCUCCGUCCAGUCCUCCGCUGCCGACUGCUGAGCGAGGACUUCGCCUGUUCGCAGCACCUCCCUGUCUCUCAGCGUUACCUGUCCCGCUCAUGAUUUCUCCCGUCACCGCUCAGUCACUUUGGCCUUUCCCCCGUCACUCAUCUCUCAUGACAUCUGCCUGCCCAAGUGCAACUUUGUCGCCGCUCUGCGUCGUCCCACACAGUACAACCUGUACUCCUCCUUGUGUCACCAAGGGUUACAUCUGUCCCCACACACCCCACAGCUUCUUUCUACUAACUGGCACAGAUCUACAUCUUGUCAUGUGUCUGUUGACCUUUUGCAGCUGAGUAAAUAUCAGCUUUAUCUUAGUGGGAGCGGAGCAUAAAGCCAUGCAAAGCUGUCUCCUCUUAUUGCACAAGUCACAACUGGGGUGAACGUUGAUAACAGAUGUGGAGUUUAUGUGUGUGGGGUCGGUUUAUAGAUGAUAAUUGAGAGUUUGGCAUUUAGGGCCUCUCUUUGUAGUUUUUCUAAAGCCUAAGGUGACCAUGUGUGGAUGUCAGGGUGGAGCUAGAGAGAAGUUAACGCUUGCACAGCUGUGAUAAAGAGCUGCAUUCAUAACUUAUCUUUGCUUUGAUAACAAAAGGAUGCUGAUGGUUUUAAGAGGGUCUGUGUAAAGGAAAUAAAAAGCUGGCUCUUUGGAAUGGCUGACGCUGAAUAAAACCUCAAUUAGGUGGCUUCAGGAGCAACUUUUCAUACUCCUAAGGGAGUACCUUACUUGGGUUGCUUCGGUAGGAACUUUUUAAUCACAGGAGACUCACAUUUUUAAAUACACCCUGCUUUUAUUGUUCUGUGUACUGUAAACGGUAGGGGUGGGAGAAAAACUCGAUUCACAAGAAUAUGGCAAUUUUUUUGUUUGUUUAAAAUUUUAAUUUAUUUAUUUAUUUAUUUUUUCAAAUUUAAGAAUAAAUCUUAAACUGACUUACAUUUGGUGUGUAUUUUUUGGGGAAAUAUGGUUCCUAGUCAGUAGACAGUAAUAAUCAUUCAACAGUUUCACUGGUGUUAAAAAUGCAGACUAAGAAUUGAGAGAAAAUCGACAGUAUCAUAGAAUCCCAAUUUAAAUCAAAUCAGCAUUCAAAAAAUCGUAAAACAAUCGAAUCAGGAGAAAAGCGUAUCAUCCCAGCCCGAGUAACAUCAUUGUUGUUGAAGACUUAGACCUUCAGACUGAAGAAAAUAAAAACUCUUCUUCAGGCCUAACAAGCUGUGAUAUGUUCUCUGUUUUCACUUUUAUCAAAGCUGCUGAAAGGAGCUCUCUAUUUGUGUUGAAUUUGGCUCCCCCUGUGGACAGAGUGAUACCCCUUGACUCUCUCUGUUACUUGUCCUUUCCCCUCAGAAAGGGUGUGUUUUUCCUGAUGUAAACUUCCUUCCUUUUAAUCUCAAGUAUGACUGAUGACUGUGGGUAUUUACUUUAAAGGCAGUUCCUUUAAUGCGCCAUCAGUGACCUACAAGCAUUUGAAAUAACAAUGUUGGAAUUGUUGAUCUAUAAGCAAAUGGUCUUGUUUGCUUUCCUACCUCAAAUACUGGCAUCACUAAAUAGAGGUGGGAGAAAAAUUUGAUUCACAUAGGUAUCUCGAUUUUUUGUUUUACAAUUUUUAAAUCAAUAUUUAGGUUAAAAAAUCGAUUUUCUCUUCAAAGUGAAGAAUAAGUGUGUAUUUUUGGGGGAAAUAUGGUUCCUGGAAUAGUCAGAGGACAAUCAUAAUCAUUCAACUGUUUCACUGGUGUUAAAAAUGCAAACUUAAGAUCAUCCAAAGGCAUCCAAAAAAUCAUAUGAGAAUUGAAUUGGGAGAAAAGCAUAUCGUCCCAGCCCUAUCACUAAAGAUGUCAUUCAGUUUCAUUACCAGUAAAAAAUCACUCACUGGAGCUUUAAGUAAAUCUACCAAGACAAACUGCACUUAUUAUAUUAAUUUUUGAUACAAAAUACCAGAAAUAGAAAAAAAGAGUCUAAUUAUUUCCCUGUUUUUAAGCAGACCAGCAGUGUGAUAUUUCAUGCUCAUAAUAAAGCUGCUGAAUAAAAUCCUAAUGGUAAUUCUGCUGAGUAAUUAUGUCACAUGCACCAUUAUGAUGAUCAGUUAUUUAUCGGUUUGAUUUUCAUUUUUUCUCAGGGUGAAAUGUGGAUCAACAUGACACAUUCAAUGCAAAUAUUCAUGAUGAUGAAGAGUAUGAUUGUACAUAUUUUCUUCUCAGUACUGUGCUGUUGCAGUAGAUGCUACACUCUGUUACUGAGCCACAUGUGCUGGAUGUGCUUAAGGCAUUUUAAAUAUUCAUGUUAUGUGUCAGCCUCUAUAACCAAGACGCUGCGUUACACUGUCUGCAGACAUUGUGAUUCUGCAGGCAUGAUGAAGUGACUCUGAAAACCUCAAAUAUAAGAUCCAGUGAAUUAACUUCAAAUGAUUUGGAGAAGGUCUUGAAUUGUACGAACAGCACUUCCUGUUGUAGAUGUUGAGGUUGAUUACAUUUGAGUCCCCUGUGGAGGCCCCGUGUUGUGGAUAACUUUGCAAACUACUGUCUGUAACUGCCUGAGAUUUCUGGGAAGAAACUCAAAGAAGCAGAAAAACCCAAACUGAAUUUUAUUUUUGGAGACUCUCUGGUUUGCCAUCUGGCUUGUUGAGAGCCUGGGUGCAGGAAACACACACAUAUCGAGGUCCAAGGGGAGUGCUAGUGUCUCCGAGCGGUGGGCAACAUCUGGGGCAGUGGGGCAGUGAAGCAGAGCAAGGGCAGGGUGUCGGGGUGUCAUGGAUCCAGUGGAGUCUCACCACCUGCUCACUUCGCUGCUGUGUUCUUCUCAUUUAUCGAUCUUUUUUCUCUCUCUUCUCUCUGCAGGUAUCGUAACAUGGGGAACCUACUGAAAGUUCUGACUUGCACAGAUCUGGAACAGGAGCCCAAUUUUUUCCUCGAUUUUGAAAGUGAGUUCUUUUUUUACUUGAUAGCCCCCUCUCCCGAUAUCGAUCACAUGAAUAUCUUACCAUAACAUUAUCAACUCUGGAACUCUUCAGUCUCCUCACCCGUCCGACUUAUCUUUUACUCUUCGCUCUUCCCAGCGGCAAAAGAACCAAAUCUUACCAAAAGAGCUUCUGCUUCUCUCCAUCAACCUGCCUCAUGCACGCUGGAAUGUGCGCAGAAUAUCAAUCAGGGCAGAGUUGCAGCAGAACCCCCCCCUCUCCUCCUUCUUCAGAUAUAAAGCGCUGAAGUUCAGCUGCUGUGUAGCCUAAGGCCCCUCAACUCAGCUUGAUCCUGCACCGUGGUGUUCUCACUCUUGGCAAACUCAGAGACUCAGUCAUACCUUCAGAGAAAACAAAGCCUCACACAGCUCGCACUGUUUCUAGGUGAUUUUUAAUAUGAAAAAAAAAAAAACGAGGCUGCAAUUACAUAUCCUACAAAAGCCUUUUGAUCAAACACAGCUUAUUAAUUCUCCUUUAAGUAUGCUUUCUAAAAAUGCGGUUUCACUCAGAGAUGAGAGCACAGGGAGGCUCCAAAAUAAAUGAUUUUUAAGUGAAUAAUCCCAUCACAUCAAAUAAAAGUUAAUGAAGAUUUCCAUGAGCUGUGUUUUUGGGUGGUUUUUUUUCUUUCUACAGGGGAGUGUGAGUUUACAGUCAUCACACUUGGCAAGGUGUUCUCGCUUCAGGUGGUUGGAAAGGUUCACAGUGUUGCUUCUCUUCAACCAAAAUAAUAGGAAAAAAAACUCUGAAAUAGAGCCAUCUUUACACCAAGAGCUGUUACGGAUCUGCAGAGGAGGGCAUCAGCAGUCUCAUUUGUCUCCUCUUAUCAUGCUCCAUUUUCCUCCUCUCAGCCAGGAAAAAGUGGGUGGUGUCAUAUCUGAACUCGAAGCUGGAAAGAUUAGAUUAUUUGAGGGGAAUUUUUCAUUUCCAUAAUUGAAAGUUUCUUGUUGAAUUUCAGAUCAUAUGGAGGGAUUUUAGAAAAUUCCUGGAGUCCUGUGAUCGUACGUUAAGCUGGUUUCUGUCAGGAUUAGUUUACCAAUCUGAUUUGCCCCCCCUGACCUUGUCGUUGUCGUCGUCCUUCCCCCCAUACAGAUGCCCAGCCCACGGACGCAGAGCGGGAGGUGUGGGAGCAGGUGGACGUGGUGCUGAAGGACGCGAAGGGGAUCCUGGAUGAGCUGCAGUCGUACAAGGGAGCGGGGCAGGAGAUCAGAGAGGUACGGCUGAUCCAAACACAGAGCUGCUGCAGUCAGGACAGACUGGCUGUCCGGGGACGACCAUGAGGCAGAUUUAACCCGGGUUAUUGAGAGUUCAGGACCACAUGAGGUGUUUGGGUGCAGCUGCAGCUGAUGUUCCUCUUUUUUUAAAGUCAAUAAAUUCUCCUUUUACUCCCCUUGAAGAAUUCUUGGUCAAAACAAAAUUACAUGUAACUGCUUAUUCUGUCAUCUUUCACUAUUUAUAAGAUCUGGUCUGCAUAUGAAGCCUGAUGGGAAAGAAACUUGGCAUUCAAACAGGCUAAAAGUCAACAUCAGCUGUUUAAUGAACAACUGGGUGAAUUCAAAGGCCUCCUGGAGCCUUUAAAUGAGCCAAUGAUUAAACUUUUAUGGCUAACUUAUGAGCACAGACUGGAAUUUUCUCGUUUUAAUGUCUGUUAACUAUGAAAACACAAGGAUUCCCCAUUUUUAGUAACAUCUACAGCUGAGUCUGACUCAGGAAAAGGUUUAAAAACAUGUUGUAAUUUUUAUUUCUUAUCAAAUACUUACGCCUACUUUACCCACAAUGCAAAUCACCUGCAGACAAGUAGGUGGUAAAUUUAGUCCAACUGUGGCGGGUAGCAGCCACACGCAAAGGUAAAAUCCACUCAUCCUUUUGUUCUUGAAGCCACACCCCCAGAAUCUUGUCAAACUGAUCUUGACUUAAAGCUCCUGUGAGGAACUUUGUCUGCCAGUUUCAUCCCGUCCCCCUGAAAGAAAUGAUAACUGACAGAGGUUUCUCCUCCUGUUGUCAUUUUACAGAAAAUUUCAUCUUAAUGUGGAUAUUUACUGAAAUCAAGGCUGUUUUUUUCAGCGCACCUACCCCCUCACAGCAGCUGAAGCCAUCAAAUAUGACAAUAAAGAGAGAGUCAAUCUUGUCAUCAAUGCUCGUAUUUGUUUUUGUGCAUCAUAGAGACACAACACUGUUCAUUUCAGUCUGUUUUAUGACCAAUCAAAAACUCCUCACAGGAGCUUUAAGUGACGUCAGAAUUCACUCCGCUUUAAUGAGUAUCAACUCAGACUUUAAGAGUGAUAUCAGGGGAGUAGAUGAUAGUGACAACUCACAGUUAAGGCCGGCGUAAUAUUUUAUUCAACUGUGAUUUAGAUCUCUCUUUAAAUCCUGAUCUUUUAGUACACUGUAAACAGAAAGUCUUUUUAUGUUUCUGUUUCCAGGCGAUCCAGAAUCCAAACGAUGAGGCAUUACAGGAGCAGGCGUGGGCGGCUGUUCUCCCCUUAGUUGGGAAGCUGAAGAAGUUCUAUGAGUUCUCCCAGAGAUUAGGUAAGAAUCCGUCUGCACGCACCUCUUGAAUGUAGGCCAGAAAAAAAUCUCAGAAGCCGCCCUCAGACUGAGGCGCUCAGGUGUCCUUUGAGAUUUUACUCAAAUGCAGCCGUUGUUAUGCGCGACAACAGCGCCGCAAAAUCCCAACAUGCGAGAAUUUCUGCUUUACCCGACACUUUAAAGGACAAAAGCAAACACCUUUAUGUCUGAAUGCUCUUCAAAGCGAUGGUACAUAGAUACAACCUCCAUAUGUGACCUUAAUUGUCUGCAUGUGCAUCUGAAUCAAUGACUGCUGAGCUGCAAAAGUCAACAGACAUGCGACACACAAACACACUCACACACACACACACACACACCGCAGCCUUAUCUAAACAUGCUUAAACCCCCUCAGCCGUGCAUUUCUCCACACGCUGCCUGCGCUGCACGCUGACCUCUGCAGGAUGGGGCUAUAGGUUGUUUAAUUGGCAUGCAUAUGGGGGGGGGCAGGGGUUGCAGGCUUACUGCACCCUGAUCUUCUUAUGACCCUCAGGCUGAGGGGGGUGGAGCCCAGCUCGCCUUGAUGCCCUCAGCCCCGUAAUCCCAGUAGCGUGGAGACGGCAGUCAGUCGGACCGGUGGGCGGAGGCAGCCCUGGCGAUGGCUGUUAUGUAACAAAGUAGGCCACCUCCCAUCCUGGGCUGCUGCUCCACUUCUCUGCCUUGACUUUAAGGCUUCGGGGGCCGUGAUGGCCUCGCAGCCUGCCGUCCCGUCUGAUACGCAUGAAGCUGAAAGUCUUUCAGCGCACGCUGGUGGAGAGAUCUGCAGAGCACGACUCCCGAGGAUGAUAUUAUGGAGAGAAGAUUAUGCAACUAGCUUUGCAUUUGAAUUGAAGGGACGGAUUUAUUCUGCUCCUACCACUGAUUUGUGCAUUGACACCAAAUUUUGACUUAAAUUUAUCAUGGCUGACAGAAAUAUAUUUAUAUUUAAGCUACAAAAGCAACAAGAGUCCAAGUGUUAUCUUCAUGCUGCGGAUUUUGUUGCAUCAAUCAGUCUAAAAAAAACCCCCAAAGCGAUCAAUUUAAAGCAUUACGAGACAGUAAACAGAGACAAAGUUGUCACUUGUGAAAAGCGAGAACAAGUCAGUACAUAAUUAAUCAAGAAGAUAGCUGAAUUUCAUAAAACUGAAAAAAGUAAAUUUGUAUAUCUUGCUUUUAAGUACCAGUUCUUGUAUUUACACUCAGGUUUAACAAAACUGACAGAAAUAUAUCAACUUUUUUGGUGAAUGCCUGCUGGAAAUCUAAGUUAAUGUCAUUUACACUACAUAUUUUGUUCAAACAGAACUCAAAACACCUGCAGUGCUCAAUUUGAAGAAAUAAAAACGCCAAGAAUAUCAGCUAAAUUCUCAUAUCUAAGACGCUAACAUUGGAUUUAAGUUAACAUCAAGUUAAGUUAACAUCAAUGAAUGAUUACCGAUGAUGAGAUAAUGUAAUUUCUGUUGUAAACAAAUCUCUCAGCCUCAUGUUAUUUAUACUCAGACCUGAAUUAAAGUCAAUAUCAGCAUCUUUCCUUGUCUACACCUCAUUAGGAUCAUUAAACACAUAAAGGUUAUAGUCUUCUCUAAUGUUAUAAACCAAACAGAUCUAUUAGCUCCAGUCUGUCAGUCGUUACAGGCUCUCGUCCUGUCCGAAGUCCCGCCAUUCUCUGACCCUCCCCUCUCUGUGAGUAAAGCGCCUACGUGCCCGCAUUCUGCUCGCCUGCUCUGCCGUGACCUGAUGCGAUCAGACAUCCUCCCCGCCGCACCGCCCCGCCCUUGCCCGACUUCCCGACAUAGUAGAGUGGCUCAUUCCUGACGGCCUGCGAGCCGCUCCGUCUUAACUUCUGUUUUGACUGGGAUGUCCAGAAGAGGAGGGGAAAAAAAAAAAAAAAACUGCACCACUAAGGCCAUUUUUAAUCAGCUGCUUCGCUGCAAACGCUGCCCAAGCAGAUGGGAGUCAUUACCGAAUGGCAAACGCGCUCAAUUUACUGCACUUGCACCGCCAGCGCUGUGUCCAUCUCCUGACAGUCCCCGCACGAUUAUCUUAAGUGCUGCGUGCUCGGAAUCUGCUGCGGCUGGCUCAUGUUGACAUGCUCAUCGUCGUAUGUAAUCAAAAAGAAUCCUGGAGUAUAUUUUGAAUAAAUUCUUCGAAAGCGCUCAUUUGGAUCUGUGCUGCCUUGUUGCAUCAGACAUGGAGCUCGUCUGGGUUAUGUCAUUAUUGAAGCCCCUCUCCAGCGUCUAGACUGAAUUCUAAACACUGUCUGCAUCUAUAAAUAAAAGCUCCCUCUGGGCUUUAAAGCUUCUCUCUUUUUUACUCUUUUCAAACCUGUGUGUUUGAACAAGACAUGUUUGUUAAAUCAUCUCUCUGCACAGAACUUGUUCACCGCAUUUCACUUAAUCUUCUCCUCAUUUCCCUGCCGGUGCUCCUCAUGCAUGCUUAAUUCUGGGUCCGUGGGUAUGCUAUGUCAAGCCAUGGCACAGGCUUUGUAUUUACUGACUGUCAAAACAAUGAGUGUAAUCCCGCCUGAAUGAAAUCCUGUUCCAUCGCUUCCCCUCCUUCCCCAUUUCAUGCCAAUGAGAUAAUUAGUCCCAUGUCUCAUCUGCAUCUGAGCGGGGAAGUCUCUCACCCCCUCCAGACCCUUCCUCUAAAGCCCCCCCCUGAAAAAAACUGGCAUUGGGCCCUGGGGGGUUUGGACACCACAACUGCCCCAAUAUCUGUCCUAAUCAGGAUGUUUCAGCAGGAUGACACACUGCUCAUAUAUCUGACUGUGGUUAUGAUCACUGUUGGAGGGGUUUGUCGGCCUCUCUCUUCUGCUCUUCUUCUCUUAAGUUUAUUUUUUUUGUCAGUUUUCUAUAUUCAAAUCGAUGUUCGAGACAUAUAUGGUGUCAUAUGUUGAAAAAUUGGACUUCCCUUUAGGGUAAAGUUGUGAUUUAGGGCCAUAUCAACAUUAUUGAUCCCACACAGAGCAGAGCUGCAUUAAUGGCAGUUUUAGCCGUUAGCAGGCUUCUGCUCCGGCUUAUUUAGGGAUGGAUCUAAAGACCAAUACACUGACUACAGUAUUGACUUUGUCUUUCUGAGGUUGUGUUUGUAUCUAAGUAUUAUUGAUUAGGUCCCAAUGGUUGAUUCUUUUCAUUAUGGAUCAAUUCAGAGAUAAUUAAGUCAAGUAAACCUGUUUGGCGUCCCUUGAACUGCAUCCAAGUGCUUGAUUUGUCCAAACCAAUGUAAAGCUUAAAGGUACAGUGCAAAGAAAUGGGAAUAUUGAGCUUUUUCUAACUGUCUGAUUCUGGAAUAUAGAGCUACCUCGCUCACUCCUUUCAUUGUUGAAGCAACGGUGGCUUUUAGGGACAAAAAGCUACAGAAAUAUAUAAUCAGUGUGAUCCCUGUUGGUCAAAUUUUUACUAUCAGACUUAUCUAUCAAUGCAAAUUCUUUUGGGCACAACAACAACAUCAACAGCCACUCCCUUCUUCUUCUAAACUAAUAAAAUAUUCAAACACGAAGGAAACCGGGCAUGUUUGAAAUCUUUUCAUUUAUUUAUCUCAGUAAAUAACGAUUUUAUGUUUAAUUAGUGUUGAAACUUACAGCUGAUUCCCUUUUAUAGAACCAAAACAACAAGUAAGUCAACUGCAGUCAACUCUAAGUAUGACACAAGUCUUUUAGGAUGAAUAUUCAUUGCGCCAUCGUUAUAAACCAAAGAGUGUUUAAUCUUUUUAUAUAUAAUUAUUGGUUGCUUGUCAGUAGAGGGUGCUAGGCUCCACUUCUCACCAUAAGGUGAAAGACAGACUGAAGACAGAAGUUUAAAAACAAGUUAAAAAUAGAAACGUUGUUUGAGGCAAAACUUUACCAUCGGUUGGUUAUUUUUGCGCGGGACUGUGCUCCCUUUGUUGACUCUGCUUUAAGCGGCACACGAUAAGAUAAGAUGUUCCUUUAAUAGUCCCAGGGGGGGAAAUUCCAAAGUUACAGCAGCAAAUUACAUUUACAGAAAGAGAAAAAUUAAAAGAUAAAGAAACUUUGAGUUUUAAAAAAAAACGUACAUUCCUUCUCCUACAUUUCAAAAGCUAGAAGCUGUUUCCGACACAUUUGGGCUGAAGGAGUAAUGAACACAAAACAGCCAACAGGUGGCAGCGUGUUUGUUUAAUUUUUUGAGAGAGGAUGUGAGCGGUUACUCGAUCUAACAAUGAGCAAAGUAGCGAAAAGUGAGGAGAAUCGCUGGCGUCAUUGCUCUCAAAUCAUUUAACUUCCCCUAAAUUUCGUAAUUUGAAUAUUUCUCACUUUUUCAUUCUGACAGAAAACAGAAUUUAUUUACUAUAACAUCUGCAAACUUUAACACUUAAGCUGUGACAAAAACUGUAGGUGAAACUUGACUCAGCAACUCUCACUGCUGACACGAACCCACAUCAGCAUGUGUCUCUGGGUCCGAACUGAUAAUAUCUUCCUUCGUACUGCAUUUUUUUUUUAACACAGACGUGUCUUAUGUUAAAUCACAGAGGCGGCGCUGCACAGCCUCCUGGGAGCUCUGACCAGCGAGACUUACGACGACCCCACUCAGCACCUGGAGCGGGAGCAGGCGCUGGCCCGGCAGUUUGCAGAGAUCCUCCACUUCACUCUGCGCUUCGACGAGCUGAAAGUACGUCUGUUUACCCCUCCAGUGUGUGUGUGUUUCUGCUCUUCAAGCCCAAACUCACCUCUUUAGAUGUUGAUUUAAACUCUGCACUCCCCUCCUGUGAUACAGACCGGACCUCUUAGCAGACCAACAAAGUGCUGAUGCCUUCAAAUUGAUUUUCGACUGCAGCCAGUGAGUGCAUGAUUAGCAUUUAAUUAGAAUCCUGAUACUGCUCUGCUGUUUAUAAUACAGUGGAUGUCAGUUGAAUGGCUAAUAAGGGUCUUAGCAGGGAGAGAACUCUGGAAAUUGUUGUGGUCCCGGGCUGAGCUCUGCAUAAUGCAGAAUAAACCACUGAUAGAGCAAAUUUUGAGAGCAUAUCUAGCUUGAAUUUGGACGCAAAUUGCCUCAGCGCAGACCUGAAAACACCAGGAAUGAUGCGUGGGUGUCGGUCGAAUGCCCAUUGUCAAAAACAUAAUUGCGCGAGCACUCAUCUGGUUAGACAGGGGCUGAAACGGCUCCCCUUAACAUCCUCGCUCCUGAGAUACAAAAAAACUUUACACCCCGACACCCCCAGGCAAGUUGCUGCGGCGUCCCAAUUAGUGCCCACUAUCCAGGCUGGCAAGAGAGAAACACGAAGGUAGGGGGUGCAAGGUGGCAUGCCAGGCCUAUUCAUCAAUCUUUCACACUCAUGCACGGGCUUCUGACCUAGUUAAAGAGUGUGUGUGCGGCGUGCAGCCCCUCCCUGGCGAAGCAGCCCGUCUCUCCCUCGCUGCACAAAGUGGACGCAGACUGAGUACCAGCCUAUUGUAGCAGGAUUAGCAUGCUGCCAGCGCAGAAUGAGGAUAAUUAGCCACAUGAUGAGCUCUCACUGGUGGUGACGUUUGAAAGAAGCCUGCUGGUUGGUCAGCGUGUGUUUGAGGGGUCAGUUCGGUUUCACACUGAUGCGUUUUUUGUUCAAAAUGAACCGACUCCUGUGGAUUUAUCCAAAAGUUGAAGUGAUAUCAGACAGUAAGCUAACAUUUGUCCCCCUAAUGAGACCCUUUUAUACCUUUUUGUCAGCUUUCUAAUUGUCGGCCCUCUUGUCACAAGUUGUACAAAUCCACAGCCAGACUGAAGCGGCAAAACAGCCAAAUUUCUCCCGACAGGACGAGCAGGGGAUGUGGAUGUAGAGGGGGAUGAGUGUCAGAGGAAUCCACUCCAGUUUAGCAAAUAAACUUGUAAUUGUAUCUGCGUUCUUUUUAUGUCAUCGCCCCCCAAAGCUACGUUUUUCUGCCUUGUUGGCUAAACCAUUCUGUCAUGACGAUGGCGUGUUUGAUCCAGAGCUGAAUGUCCCGCUGCAGGCUGUGCCACCUACAGACAUGCAGAAAAACACUCCCUCCCUCCCUCCUUUCCUUUCCUCCUUUCCUCUCCCCCUCCCUCUCUGAAUCAGGAUGUAAUUCUGUUGUCUUUUGCAGAUGACAAAUCCUGCCAUCCAGAAUGACUUCAGCUACUAUAGAAGAACCCUGAGUCGAAUGAGGAUCAACAACGUACCGGUGAGCUUGCGUGUUGUUUUGAGUGUACACUGAAGAAUUCUGCAGCCCACUCUCCUCUCGUCUCCUCACUUUUGUGAACCAUCGCCCAGUUAUUGUUGAGAUAAACAGCUCAAACACUCAGUUUAGACUCUGCUGUUCACUGAUGGAUGCAGGUAGACUCGGCCUCCAGCUGUUUUGCGAACAUUGUGAAGCAUUUUUGUAGAAGCAGGUGGCGGCCAAGGAUCCAAACAGCAUCUAAUUUACUUGGACGCAUUUUUCUGGUUCGUAAUUCGUUGAGAAAUACCAGACAAAGUUUGGGGACAUGAGGAAGUUGCAGGUUCCACAAAGAUUAAUGGUGAACCGCGGUAUCUGUAAGAUGUUGAGCGACAGCAGUACAAACUACCAGGCAGCCACAGGUGGAGAGAGGAGAGCAGGGAGAGGAGCAGGAGGAGGCAGUAGGCGAUCACAAGCACUAACACAACAUCAUUUUAGAUCAAAAUAAAAUAUAAGCUCAAGUCUUACAGCGUAAUGGAUGUUAUAUAAAAACAUGAAAAGACUCAAGCAUCAGUUAAUCUAGUUCAUAAUAAGAUUUAAUUGGUAGAAGAGCCAAAACCUUCAAUAUCUUAAUGAUAUAAUGUAAAAAUAUUUUACUGCAAGUAAAAUCUGAUCUUUAUUUUGGUGAGUAUCAUCACCAAAAUAAAUUAAGAGCUCCUUAAAGAGUUUUUUUUUUAGGUGCUAAUAUUGCCGUGUGCUUGCUCAGUGUGGAAAUAGUGAAAAUUUGGGGCAAAAAUCAACAUGCUUCCUAAACUGAAUCUGGUAUAUCUUCUCCUUUAAAGUUUACUUCAUAUCCCAUCUGUCAACAUGGAGGAAGUGGACUUUAUGACCUUUACUGCAGCUAGUCAGUGAGCUCCAAAAAGAAGCUCAGAGUGUUUUGGUCUCACUUUUGUUUUCACCGCUUGCAGGUCGAGCUGGAUAGUAGACAAAACAUCCCUGAGGGUAUCCUGAAGUUCCUUUGUAAAAAUAUCAGCAGUGUCUUUCCGCAGAAACUCGAGCUUGAGGGCAGCCGUGUCAGGAUUAGCAGGCAUCAGGGCAACACCUGGAGGAGUCGGCGGCCUACUCGAGGGUGAGGUCGUGGUUUGCGGACCAGGCCUCAGUUGUGUCUGAAUAGUAUUGCGAGACAUUUUUCACCGUCCAAAGUAAAACUUUUCGACAAAAACUACUGCUGUGUAAGACAGAACGAAAAAAGUAACCGAAAAGCGCAGAAGAUAACGAUUUUUAUCGAAAUUUGGCUGGAGCCCCCAAACUCACGUUCUACUCCAGGGCUCAGCAGUGCCCCCUUCGUCUCACUUUUAGAUGCUGUCAUAUCAUCCAUGGUUUUGUAUGCUUACGAUUUCAUGUUGAUGAUCAUGAUCACAUCCACCCGUCCACAGGCUCCCACUGUCACUCAUCUGAACUCAAAGAUAAGGCAGAGUUCUAACAUGCUCACAGAGUUAUUCAUGUGUUUCCUGUAUUGAUUGCAGACGAUGCCCCUUUGAGAAAUUGAAACUUAAGGACCCUUUCACUCCCCGUAUCAACACGCUGCUCUUCAAAAGAUGUACAUUUCUAUUCAAAGGCUUCAAGGGCAUCUAAUAGAUACUCUGGAGCAGGAAGCGGUGAGAUCUCAUUGUUCCCGCGUGAGCAGAACAGACGGAAACCACUCCUAGUUUUGACCGUCUGACAGGAGGAUUUUAUCUCCCCGACCAGAAUGAGCCAUUAGAGAAAUGGGCCCAGACAAGUUGUCGUUAGGACCUGUCACCACAGAAAGAUGCUCGGGCUGCCGUCCUCCCUCGUAGCUCCGUCUCACGGCGACACAAAUUUAGUCACCACUCAGACAAGAGAAUCAGUCAGACAUCGGAGAUGAAACGCAUCGUUCCCCCCGCAGCAAAAAAAUCUCUUUGAGCUCAGAUGUCAUCAUUUGUUUAAACAUGAAUUGGUCUGAAUUUUCGGAGAGAUUAUUCAUUUUCUGUCAGCGCUCUCAUAAGAAAAUAAAUGAAAAGAGGAAGAGGUUUUAUAGCUUAAAUAUGCAGAUAAAUUUAGAACAGUCUGUUCAAGAGACACCUUGUUCUCUGUUCCCCGCCAGGUGUUUUCACUGUCUGCUCCAGUCUGCGAGUACAAAGCAGCAGGAUGAGUUAGUCAGCUGGGAAACCGGGAGGGUUCACACUUGUUUUUAAGUCGCUAUUGUUCAGCUGUGACAUUAUUUAAUGUGUUUAUGUGCACUUUGUGUCUGUGCUGCAUGACAAUGAUGGGUAUGAUACCUGACUCAACUUUGAGUUUACCCAGAGAGUUUUGUAACUUUUGCAUUCAAAUGAAAUGAACAGGAAUUAUCACACUAUGGUGCAGUUAACAGAAUCAGCUGUUUUUGUUUGGAGCAGUUUGCACGUCUGUCUAAUAUAGAAAAAAAAAAAGCUUCUACGUCUACAAACACACCAGCCAGACAGACUCCAAUGUUAUCAGUACGUGUGGAUUCACUCCCAGACUCAAUUUUUCCUAUCGUAUUCACCAGGUAGAUUCAAGUAUAAUAGCUUUUGUUAUUUAAAUCAAACAAGUCUCCUGCUUUCCAUAUCUUUUCUCCUUUUUUCCAUGAGAGGUCUGCACAUAUUUAACACCCUAAGCUCAAAGCGCCAACCUUAAUAGAAGUCACCUGGAAUAUCAAGACAAGAGACAAUAUAAAGACAUAUAAAGUUAUUUAAUGUGUGAAAUGAUGUUGUGUUCCUGUAACCAGGGGCUGAAUUUAGGGGUGGCCAGGACAUCCUCAAAAUCCGGUUUGUCACCCUAAGAUGCCAACUCAAAAGUCUUGUCUUUGGUUUGCUGUUUGGUAUAGAUGAUUUUGAGUUGAAGUAUUUCCCAGUCAGUAUUAAGCACAAUUUUUCAACAAGGCAUAUAGGGAUAUUCCGGCGUAAAAUUAAGCAAGGGUCAAACACACCAUAACAUCGAGUUAACACCUAUAUGUACUGUUGGUGAAGUUAGGUGCUGUUCUUAGCAUUAUUUGUGGCUAUAGAGUGGCGUUUUGGUUGAGGUUUGUUUAUGGCUCCUCAGACCGCUGUGUAUUGCUAUCCUGCGGUCGUUACUAAAGUUGGUAUAACUAGAGAAGCAAGCGGUUGGCAACAUUUAUCUCUUGACAGGGUGUCUAACUCGGUGUUACGGUGUGUUUGACCCUAACUUAAUUUUACGCCGGAAUAUCCCUUUAACAUGGGAACACAGGUGGUAGCAGAGCUAGCACCACCUGCCCCCAGUUAUCCUUGCAGGUUUACACCAUAGACUGUAUAUACUGUGGACAACUUGGUUCCACCUUCCGCCAGUCUACUGAUUUAAAGCCAAAAAGCUCCCUCGAGAGUCGCUGUGAUGACGCUCGGCUCAAGUAGCAUAUCCCCCGGGUGAGCUACGCAAUCUUCAUACACCCAUAGGCUGUAUCAAGUGUCAAUCAUAGAAAACAUGAACCCCCUAAUAACUUGUUAAAAUGGAGCUGUACAGAAAAAAGAGGACUUGAGCACAAACCAGUCCUACAAUAACUACAUGUCAACAUCACAAGCAGGGGGGAGAAAAAUUUAUGUUCUAUGUAAUAAAUUUCUAAAGUUUGUCCACAGCUUCAUAGGGAUUGCUGAAAGAGGCAGGAUUUAUGACCUAUACUGCAGCCCCUCACCAGAGGGUGCUGUUCUUGGGGUGGCUUCACCCAGCAAGGAGGCAGAUGGCGUCCAUUCUAUAUACAGUCUAUGGUUUACGCCCACAAUUUAGGAUAUACAGUAUAUCUUCUUCCGAGUCAAAAAAGAUUAAAGUUAAGAUUUAUGUCACCGCUCUGUUGUUUUACAUGGGAAUAUUACAUCUGUAUGUUAGAAGUUAAGGGGGGGGGUAAAAAAAAAAAAAAAAAAGGUUUUGUGCCACCUCUGUCAAAAAAAAGUCUAGACACACCCCUGUCUGUUGCCCAAGUAUUGUAAUGUUCAAAGAAAGUCUGACUGUCCUUGUCGAGACCCUGAUCCAGCUGCAGUUUGAACACAUGAGGUCAGAUCAGGAUUUAAUUCCUCUAAGAAUUCUCUUUGUAACAGAGAGAAUAAAAAAAACCUGAUCUGGAUUAAUUUCCACUGUCGGAGCUUUGUCUGCCCUUAAAGGAACCUGAACAUUUUGUGAACUGUUGCUUUGAGGUUUUGAGUUUCACAACAUUCACAUAAAGCUGUCGCACUCAGGGGAAAUAAGUAUAGGAAUGAUGAGUCAAACUGCUGCUCUUCUCCUCAGCUGUGAAACUAUAUUGUCCGCUGAAAUGAGGAUAUAUUUUAAGGAUGUUAUAUAUCAUUUAUUAGGGUCCUUGUGUCCUCCAGGGUCUCUGCUCAGACUUUGGACUCAAAUAAAUGCACAAAAGAAAAGAGUUUAACAAAGGACUGUCAUUAUUUUGAUGGUUUUUAAGGCGGAGGGGGAGAAUGAAGUCAACAAUGAACUGGCCAAUCGGAUAUCUCUGUUCUACGCUGAUGCAACACCCAUGCUGAAAACAUUAAGUGACGGCACAACAAAGUUUGUAUCAGAGGUAAGAGAGAUGGAAAAAAAAGCGAGUCCUUUCAAUAGAUGAGUGAAAGCCUCCUGUCAUCCCUCAUCAUCUUCGUUUCUUUGUCUCAACAGAACAAAAACCUGCCCAUUGAAAACACGACAGACUGCUUGAGCACGAUGGCGAGUGUGUGUAAAGUCAUGUUGGAGACACCGUGAGUGACUUUCUGCACUUUUAGAGCUAUUGCACUUUCCCCCUCUCGACAUUUCUGCAUGUAAUCCAUCCGCUUUGUGUCUUUAAAGGGAGUACCGCAGCAGAUUCAGCAGUGAGGAGACUGUGUCGUUCUGCCUGCGGGUGAUGGUGGGAGUAAUCAUCCUGUACGACUACGUCCAUCCUGUCGGAGCCUUCGCCAAGUCGUCAAAAAUUGAUGUGAGUUUUCCCCUUCAUGCAGCCUUAAAGCUUUCUAUGUAAGGCUAACAGUCGUGUGUCUUGUGUCUGCAGAUGAAAGGCUGCAUCAAAGUCCUCAAAGAUCAGCCUCCGAACAGCGUAGAAGGCCUUCUCAAUGCUCUCAGGUAAGCUGGUGUCCACACCAAAUUGUGUUCUUCCCCCUGCAGCCCAGCAUGUAAUGUGAUUAUAGCUGCAGUCUGGCAGCAUGCACACUCUCAUUGAAAGAGACCUGCCUGCUCAAGCUGUGAGCUGAAUGAUAUCCGGUGCCUGUUCGGGAGCAGCACACUCUCGGUUUAUUUCACGGUGACGGCUCCUCUGCCCGAGUCCAGCGGGGGUGCGGUCAGCUGCAGGAGCCUUCUGCGCUCCGUUUAAGGGCUGGGUGUGGAAGCUCCUCCAGAAAUGCAGAUCACAUCUGACACCUCACCCCCCUCCCCUCGCAGCCUCCAAAAUUUCACCCGUACAGCUGCUCAGGCUGACAGCGCUGUUCCUAUGGUGACCUCACAUCUGUAUGACUCUCUGUACCGGGGGCCCGGGGCACGUCGAGGCCGCCCGGUCACGUGAGGUCACUCACAUGGAAAAGUGUGAGAUUUUUUUGUCAGCCGUUGCAUCUGUGAUCUGGCAGAUGGUGACUAAAAUACUGUAGAUGGGGGCAAACUUACAUUAAACUGGAACACUGCUGCUCACUCAAAGCUGCUGUGGGGAGUUUGGUCUACAGAACCAUUAAAACCCAGAAAGUGAGGGCUUUUGCGGUCCUUAUGCUGAUUAUGGGUAGGGCUGGGCGAUAAAACGAUAACAAUAUAUAUCGAAAAUUUAUUUCCCUCAAUAUCAAUAUAAAACAUGGUCGAUAUGCUUUUUCGAUAGUUGGCAUUAAAAGUAUGAAAAGGGCGUUCUCUGGGAUUUAGCUUGGUUUAGAGCGGUAAGGUGUAUGGUGUUUGUGUGUCCCCAUUAAAGACACGGAUACAGAUGUCCAGUUUUGUAGUGGAUUUAUGCUGCGUUGGAGUUACCUCAGAAGUCAGAAGUCUAAGCUGAAAAUGACAUCAAGCCCGAGUUAUUAGUGUUUCUGUUAGUCAGUUUUCAGUUAGUUUUAGCGCUUCCUUGUCCGAAUAUAAGGCAAGCGUGAAAAUAACUUUCAUAGAUGUAGCCAUCUUUUUUCCACCUCCGAUUUUGCUUUUUUCCGACUUGGUAACUGAAACGCUAAUAACUCGGGUGUGAUGUCAUUUUCAGCUCCAACAUCUGACUUCCGAGGUAACUCGAACGCAGAUUUAUUUGACUGUGGUUCGUCAGAUAAUGAUACAAGAAUUAGCUUAUUAGCUGAACAUGGAGUAGCAUGAGCUAGCAUUAGCCAUAUUCACGGUAUAAACAAAACAUUAACACGAUAAAGCAUCCGACUUGGACAAUAAAACAUCAUAAAACUCACUUCUUGUAUUUACACACAAUGAACCCGGGAUGUGAAGGUGAAUUUUGGGUGAAAACAGGAAAACUAAACUUUCGCAGCUGCAGCGUCUCACACACAGGUGCAGUGCGUUCAAUCGCGUCGGAACACCUAUGGUGCGUUCAUGACCAUAGGACAAAUGAAAACUCACUAUAAAACAUAAUAUAAUGAACCAAUAAGCACUGUUAAAAAGAUUUUUUGUAUCAUGAUACAUAUCCAUAUCGACUGAUACGAAAAAUAUAUCGUGAUAAACUUUUUCCCAUAAAUUUCAAAAUAAAAGCAUGAUUUUAUAAUACAGGAAACUGAAGGAAUGUGGGUUGAGGAUGUGAUACCCUGACAGCGUAAACCUGUUAUUUUCGGUGUCUGCAGGUACACAACCAAGCAUCUGAAUGAUGAAUCAACCAACAAGACUAUCAAGAGCAUGCUGCAGUAGAAGGAGCUGCUGCUACACCUGCUGCCUCACACCCUGCUGCGGGGAGACGCCACUCUCCCGACUGAUGUCGGUGCACAGAAUGUUUUUUUUUUCCCUUCUCUCUAUUUUAUAAUGGAAAUAGAGCUACUGCUCCGCCCUCUUUUAUAAUGCAAAAUGCUACUGCCAUUAUAAACGUCUUUUUCUGUGCCAAAAAGAUGUUGCUGAGAUGUAAUGUUUUCGAUAAAAGGCCAUGACACAGUGGCAGCUAAUGAAAGCAUUGUGGUGUUUUUAAACAUGUCUUGUUUUUCCCUGUGAAGGGACGGGAGUGCUUUGACUUGAAAAAUUAAAAAAGAGAGAUAUAUAGAGAAGUAUAUAUUAUUUUUGUUUGAUUCGUUAUUUAAUAUUACAUCCUCUGCAUGAUGAAAAUGAUGUCUUUUCCUUCUAUUUAAAAAAAAAAAACCUAAUGGUUCAGUUUAAUUUGUCUGCUCUAUUGUGCAUUAUGAAAUGUUUCGUUAUUGAAAUGGUACCUGUCAAAAAUGAGAUUUAAGAGUACUGUUUUUAUAUUUUUUAAAGGUUUUAAUUUGUGCAUAUGUCCUUUUUUCAUAGUUGUGUUGUAUUUUUGAUUUGAAAACUUUAAACUGUGAUGUGUUGAAAAUCAGUUGGAAAUUGGGCGUCUGUACUGUAAAUGGACAGUAUGUCGUUGCUGGAGAAAUUAAAAGGAGAACUCUUGUUUUCUACAACUUACCCUGGUC